AGCUGUGGGUGGUGAGGGAGGGUCACCGAACGGGUGGGACGGGGGGUGGGGGGCUGGACGAUGGCGGAGCCUCGCCGGGUGCCGUUCAUUAGUCUGUCACCGGUGAGGCGACGAGAAGGCGAGACUCCGGUGCUCGAACGAGAGCCUGGAGGGAGUCGCGAGGUGGAGCAGCCAUUCGUGCGUGAGGCCCUGAAACUGCCAGAGCAGCACCUCCACCACCACGAUAGCGCUCGGGUAGAGCCGCCGCUCUUCGAGUCCUCUCCUCGCUUCGAGCUCCAGUCCCUGCCGCGCGAGAUCAGCCGGCCCGAGCAGACGCCGAAGUCGCUGCUGCCACCUCAGCGUGAGCCCCCAAGGCCAGAGCCUCCGCCGCCCCCGCCCCAGCAGUCACAAUGCGAAAGCAACCGGCAGGAGUCGCCGCCGCCACCACCACCACCUCGGCAGACGGUCCGCUUGGAGUUGGUGCUGAAGGACCCAACCGAGGAGAGCUGCGUGGAGUUCAGCUAUCCCGAAUUGCUGAUGUGUGGCGAGCCCCGGAAAAAGUCCACUUUUGCUGAAGACCCAUUUAAUGAUGAAGAAUGUGAGCAGCAUGAAGUGGAAAUGCUGGCUAAGAAGUUUGAAACAAAAUAUGGUGGAAAGAGCCACAAGCAUCGAAAGGAUCGUGUUCAGGAUCUGAUUGAUAUAGGUUAUGGCUAUGAUGAAACUGAUCCUUUCAUCGAUAAUUCAGAGGCUUAUGAUGAAUUGGUUCCUGCAUCCUUGACUACCAAGUAUGGAGGCUUUUACAUAAACACUGGAACUCUGCAGUUCCGCCAAGCAUCUGACUCUGAGGAGGAAGACUUUACAGAAGGCAAAAAGCAUAGACCACCUAAAAUACCUAAACUGAAAGAUGGUGAAGAUCGUGGAAUGAAGAAGCGCAAACGGAAAGAGGAAGAGGCAGAGAAAGAGAAAAAACCUCGAAAGAUUAAAGUUUCUAAGCAGCUUGGGGUAAUGGCCUUAAAUUCACAUAAAUCUGAAAAGAAGAAAAAGAAGCUGUACAAAGAUUCUUUUUCACUGGCUGCUAUGAUCCGCAAGUUUCAGAAGGAGAAGGAAGCUUUUAAGAAAAAAGAAGUUAACCCGAGUCCUGCUGUGGCCGUUACCAGCUCUGCACCUAAUAAGCUCCCUGCUCCCCCUGCUGCUGCUGCUGCUGUAAAUGAUGUGUCUGACUUGAACCUUAGUGUCACAGAUCCAGUUCUUUCCAUUUUUGGCAGCACACAGCUCCUGCAGGAAGCCGAAAGUGCCCUAGAGAUGCUGGGAGACAUUGACUUUGAUAGGUUGCUUGAUGGCACCUCCAAUGGCAGCCCAGUAUCUGAGCCUUCCGGGGAGAAUGGAAGUGCCACUCAGCCCUCCCACACCUCUGAGGUCCUGACACUGAAACAGGUGCCUGCCCUCCCUGAAGGUCUGCCAGCACAUCUAGAAAAGCGUGUUGAAGACCUUAGAAUUGCUGCCAAGCUCUUCGAUGAAGAAGGCAGAAAAAAAUUCUUCACACAAGACAUGAACAAUAUCUUGCUGGAUAUUGAGUUGCAGUUACAGGAAUUGAAUCCUAGCAUCCGGAAUGGAGUGUACUCCCACCUCGAGGCUUUUGUGCCAUGCAAUAAGGACACCCUGAUAAAGCGUUUGAAGAAACUGCAUCUCAAUGUUCAGGAUGACCGCUUGAAGGAACCAUUGCAAAAACUGAAGUUGGCUGUCAGCAGUGUCAUGCCUGAACAAAUAUUCAAAUAUCAGGAGGACUGCCAGGCACACAGUCAGGCCAGGAAUGCCAAGGCAUGGAACCCAUUUAUGGGACUGCAUGAGUACACCAUUUGCAGAUUGCAAGCUGAAGACGAACGAGACAAGAAUGGCUCUGAGGAGGAGGAUGAUGAGAAGCCAGGAAAGAGGAUUGCAGGACCAAGAAAAAAAUUCCACUGGGAUGAGAACGUGAGGGCUUUGCUGUGCAAUCUUGUCAAGAUAAAACUGGGAUGUUAUGAGCUGGAGCCAAAUAAAAGCCAGUCUGCAGAAGAUUACCUCAAGACCUUUAUGGAGACAGAGGUGAAGCCACUUUGGCCAAAAGGCUGGAUGCAAGCUAGGAUGCUCUUUAAAGAAAGCCGAAGUGUUCAUAAUCAUCUCACAUCUGCUCCGGCAAAGAAAAAAGUGAUUCUGGCACCUAAACCCAAAGUGAAGGACUCUAGUCCAAAGAAGGAGCAGAGAACCUGCACUGCUUUUACUUCUGCUUGUGUUCCUGCUUCAAGUACCAGCACACCUGUCAGUGCCCUAGCCAGUUCUAGCUGUAACCCAGCACCAGAGACAAUCUGUCUGGAUGACUCACUGGAUGAAGAUCUCUCCUUCAACCCACCUUCACUGGAUUCUAUUUCUGAUGCUCUAGCUGUUAUUAACAAUGGAGCCAAAAGUUCUCCUGUUGGGCCCUCUGUAGAGACACCAACUUCGAGACCUCGGCCUGGGCUGAGAGAAGAGAAGUUAGCAAGUAUAAUGAGCAAGUUACCUCUCUCAUCCUCGAAAAAGGUAGAGACUGUUCAGACACCACAUUCAUCAAGUCUUAUAGCUGGGCACACAGGACCAGUACCAAAGAAAUCCCAGGAUUUGCUUCAGACUGGCAUCUCUUCAGGCCUUAUUGCUGGAUCUUCAAUUCAAAACCCCAAGGUUUCCUUGGAGCCCUUGCCAGCCAAGCUUCUGCAACAAGGAUUACAGAGGUCAAGCCAAAUUCAAGCUGCUUCCUCUUCACAGACCCAUAUAUCUUCUUCCUGCAAGGUCCAAGUCACAGCUUCCUCUGCUUCACAGAGGCCAAAGGAUACGGCUGUCCUUGUAACCUCUUCAGAAGUUCAAGGUUGCGGCUCCUCAACAUUACAAGUGACAAAGGUUCACCAGCAAUCAGCUGCCCAACAAAAAUAUGUGUCUCCUCUACAAGCAACUAUUAGUAAAUCUCAGACCAACCCUGUGGUGAAACUAAGUAGCAAUCCUAAACUCUCCUGUUCUUCCCCAGUUACCAAGAGUUCAGAUAAAUCAAUAGUAUACCGCCUUCCUUUACCUAACACCACCUCUGGGAGUAGUUCCCAAAUGGCUCACCCACUUGUGUCUCGGACGACAUCCAGCACCUCUACCUCUAGUAACUAUUUAGCCAAGGCCAUGGUAUCACAAAUUUCUGCCCAGGGUUUCAAGCCUCCUUUCUCCAUGGCUCCCUCCCCCAAACCUGCUGCCUCUCCCAAGCCCACGGCAUCCAAGCCUUCUGUAACACCCAAGCCUAUUGCAUCACCUAAACUGUCUUCUAAGUCCACCUCAACAUCCAAGCCCAUAUCCUCUCCCAGUUCUUCCAGUUCAAGUGCACUAGUAUCCCAGAGUAGUCACUCCAGCAGCAACAAUUCCCUUCAUAAACAGCCCAGUGGAGUAAAUGUCAGCAGGCAGUCUCCUGCAAUUAACUUACUGCCCUCUAAUCGCACCUCAGGCCUUCAACCAGCAAAGAAUCCUCAGGCUCCUUCAAAGUUGUCCAGCUCUACUGCCUCCGGAACUGUUGGCAAAAAUAACUUGAGUGGAGUUGGAAUGAAUGUACCUGUCAACAGGGGCAGCAACCUUAAUGCAAGUGGAGCUAAUAGGACUAAUCUCUCUGGGGCAACAGGAAAUGGAACACAGGGUGCUACUAAAUUGUCAACUCCACAUAGACCAUCUUCUGCCUCAGGGUCUACAGUUAUACCAGCCAGUGUGCAGUCAACAACAGGUGCAUCAUUACUGGCAAAUGCUUCACCUUUGACUCUCAUGACACCCCUGUCUGUAACCAAUCAGAAUGUGACAUCUGCUCCAUUGGCUCCUUUUGGGAUGCUGGGUAGCCUCGUUCCUGUGACCGUGCCCUUUCAGUUUCCACUGGAGCUACUUGGCUUUGGGACAGACACUGCUGGAGUGACAGCCUCCUCGGGAUCUACCUCAGCGGCUUUCCACCACAGCCUAGCUCAGAAUUUACUGAAGGGUUUACAACCAGGAGCUCAGCAUGCAGCAGCGCUGUCUCACACACCUAUGCCUACUCACUUGCAACAAGCUUAUACAGAUGGAGGCCAAAGUAAAGGGGACACUAAAUUACAGAGGAAAACCCAGUGAUAUCCUGAUCAAGGGAGUUAAAGUGGUUCUGCUUUGCUGAUGAAGACUGACCAGUUGGGAAAGUGCUUACGUGGACACAGAGCUGCUGUUUCUGUCAAUGUUUACAUAUUCUGAUCCCAAGCACUGUGGUGAGAGGAAGAAGAAAGAAAACAAUACUUGAUCAGAGAGAAAGAAAAGGAGGAAAGUGUUUAUGUAAAAAUGACUCAUAGUUUGAUCUCUUCUUAAAAGAACUCCCAAAGCCUUUUCUCCUUUCUGAGUGGCUCAGAGAGAGUUGGCCAAAUGAGAUUCAGUUGUCAAACCUACAGCAGCACAAACCUUUCAGGCUGAUAGGGGGUCUGUGAAAGGAAGCUAAAAUAGACUUCUCCAUCAAUCAUGCAAGUGAGGCCAUUAUGUUGGCAAACUGAAAGUCCCAGGGUCUGCAAUAUAUGCCAGUUAGGAACAUUCUGUAUAACUCUGAAUAAUGUGGAGUACAGAGCAGAAAUAGUGAUUGCAUAGAAACUGAAAGGAAGAAAAUACUUUAGCCAUACAAAGCCAAGGUCACUUAUCCACUGUUUCUUUUUGAAGAUGCUAAAGAUUACAUGUAUCUUGUUUUGGAGAGUUGGUAGCCACAGGGAGCAUUAUUGACCAGGACAGAGUUUGUUUAUGUUUGUGCGCUCUCUCUCUCUCUCGCUCUCUCUCUUGCUCUCUCUGAUGUUCAAAGGAAUGAAGGAAAGGGUUAGAGGGUAUUCCAUAAUCUUUGUAAAUCCCAUGUUUCUAAAUGGAAAUUAAAUGGGAGAUUCUAACUUCAAAUAAUUUUAUAUAAAAUGGGGCACUAAUUUGAUUUUAUCAGACCAGAUCUUGCUUUAAAUCUUCUGAAGGAUUUUUGGGGUGGGUGGGGGCAGUCUCUCUGGGGUUUUUUGUCCUUAGGCUUGCUGUACUACAGAGUUGCCUUGUAUUUUCAGAUAUUUAACAAAGCCUAGAAACCUCCAGUUUCCAUCCUUUAUUAAGAUAGUUGUGUCUGUUCUUCUCCUAAUAAUACUAAGAAGUCACACACUGUAUGGACUUCCCAGUUAACAAGAACUAUAUGUAGCUUGCUUUCUGUAUGCAAUCUUGCUUUUCUCAGUACUUACUGUUCAAAGCUUUCUCCAAAGAGUGGUUGAGGUGCCUUCUGCCUAGGCUUAAAAUUAACAUCUCCAGCAUUCCUAAUACCUGCAUAAUUGGGAGGUGUAAAACCUGAACCCUUUGUUGCAUGGUAACACAGCUUCUAGGCUGACUUUGUGUUUGAUAGCAAUAUGUUCCAUGUUUGGCAAGCCAAUGUAGGAAACACUGAUCUCUUACUGCACUCCAAACAGGAAUAUUUGGGUUAAUGUAUGUGUUAUAUUUCUGUGAGAGCAAAAAUGAAGAAGGCAUGGCACAUGGUGCUGUAGAAACUUUCAUGAUUUUCUGAUUUAAUAACAAGAGUCAUUGGUCUGAAGCUUUUUCUCUCACUUAAAUCUGAUAUAUUUUGUGACUAUAAUUACUAGAGGUUUUCGGUCAUUCUUAAGCUAGAACUGGCCAGUGUCUUCACACCUGUAAACAUUAAGGCCAUGAUCCAAUAAAGAGAGAUACAUGCAGGAUAACAUGUACAGCUGCAUGCUUCCUUGAAAUUCCCACUGCAGUAACUCAUAUAGCUGAUAAAGCAAACCACAUUUUGAACAAAUAGCAUAAGCGGCUGCAGUAGAAAUUUCAGAGAAACUUAUGGCUUUAUAUACAGUCCUACCUAACAUAUGCAUAUAUUUUUAUUGUAUAGUGACCAAAUAUAAUAGUUCUGUUGCCUUUUGUCGGACAAAAUUCUAUUUUUCAAUUUUACAGAGGCAUCGUAUUUUAUCUUAGAAAGCCAGAUAAGCUCAUCAUUACUACUUGGAUCUAUCAUUAACUGUAUAUGUAAAAGCAUACAUAUAUUUACAUAAUAUAUAAUCACAGUAAUUGAAUGUUGAAUUGAGCCUAUUAAUAAAGAAUUUUCCCACAAAAAUAUGGAAGAAAAAUAAGCUCAACUUUAAAUCUAGACUUUUUUAACCUCAAUACAUGGUAGAUUAAGGGCUUUUUAAAAAGCAUUUUGUAGCCCUGGUUAGAGGAAACUACAGUGUUAAGUAGCCAUACUUGAUUCAAAAGCUCUUUGGCUGGGGCAUUCUCCAAAGCCUUAUAUUCCCCAGAAUGUUAACUGACUGAUCUCUUCUCUAACAAAAUUUGCUUAGUUUUGAAAUAAAGAUAAAAGCUUUCCUGUUCUCCACAAACACAUCUUCUAUGCAUAAAUGAACAUACUCUUCUCUUUGUGGGUUGCAAAUUUAAAUGUAUUUUUUAAGUUUUGGAGAUCUUAAAAGUGCUAACACUUUCAGCCAAUAAAAUAAUAACUCUUGUAGAUAAGGCUUGAAGUAGAGAAGUGGAUUCACAAGCUGUUGCAAGAAAGCCCAACAAAUAUGAGGUCACAUCUGUUGACUAUACAAGGUAUCUGGCACCUGGUAAGCCUGACUUCCCAGACUGUAUUAUGAAAAUUAAAGCUUUGGUAGGCAAUAUCCACUUACUGUCCUUCUAUUUCUUGUAAUAUAUUAUGGAAGAAGGUAUUAUGAGCCACAUUUUGGAAGUAAAAGUUUAGGCUUUGCCAAAAAAAUAUAUUGCUUGUAAAAAUAAUGCACCAGACAAAAGAGAAAUAUUGAAGCUACUAGAAAGCACUAUUUGCAAAAACUCAGCCUCUCCCUAAGAACUCCGCACUUUCUUUAGAAUGUCUCAUUUCCUGUCAAUUCUUCCAUAUUUUUAAAGCAAAAUCUAACUUCUGGUACAAAACUUCACUGUAUCUUAAGGUAUCGGAGAAUGAAACUUUUUCCCUUGGAAGAGUAUCCCACAAGUUGCUUUCUUCCUGCCCUUCAGUAUAUCCCCUAUUCAAUCCAUGAAAGAGAGAGUGGAUCAGACUCCACAGCAAUUCAAUUGGGUCUCUUUCACAAAAUGGCCAACUUAGAAUAAGCUCACCAUAUGACAUUAACUUAGUCCAGUCCUCACCAACAGUCAGCUUCUGACUGGAGACAUUGUGGAAGCAUUAAAAUAAUGCAUGCCAGCUCUUCCAAGUAUGCUCAGUAAAACAAUGAUGGUGGAAUGAAUCUUAACAAUCAUUCCCAGUGCCUUGUUGAAAAGGGCCUAGAGACAUGAGCCAACUAGAUGAAGGUAUCAGCAGCAUUCCAAUUGAACAUUUAAUGUUAGUGUACUUGCUCCCUAGUAACUCUUCAUUUAGGCCAUUUUUGAAGAGUUUGACUUCUUUUUCUUAGCCUUUGGGAAUUUAACCUGCUCAUAUAUUAGCUCCCCUCAGUAUCACAAGCAAUAAGAGUCAAAGCUGUCAUUCUGGGCAGUUGGACUGAACUGAUUUUUGAGGACUGUGAGUUAAAAUGGCAAGCUCACACUAAGCCUCAGAUACAAGCAAUAAUUUUCAAAUACAGGUUUUGAAGUUAAAUCUCUUUUUAAAUUGCCGUAAGCCUUCUGCUAUGUGUCUUUAAUCUUAAGACACAAUAGCAGUUACUAGGUUAUAUGUGAUCUCUGCAAAUGCAUGGAGAAAGGAUGUACGCAUUGAGAAAUAUUAGAUACCAACUUCAGCUGUCUUGAUAGUGCAUUGCUCUCCUCUGCCCGAAGAUAUAAGUUGAUGACAUUAGUCAGUCCUUUUUUGCUCAGCCUUCUAUAUCAGCUUGUCUCUCAGAGAAUUAAUGGAAAUGCUGAGUUAAAAAGUCCCAGGUGUGGGUGCUGUGGGUUUGACAUCUGUUUCCAUGAAAUCAAAAGUGACUUCGAAUUUAUCCGUAGACUGUGAGUGGGGCAGGCAACCAAGAUAUGCUUCCUCCUGUUCCCAGCUGAUUGAUCCAACCUCCACAUAGCCUCUCCACUUGGUCCAAAGCAGCUGACAUGAAAGUAAAGAGAUUUUGCAACUCCCGAACCAACAUCUGUUUUACUGAACCAUAACCGCGUGAGGGGAUUAGUCUCCAUGCCCAACUUAUCAUGUUUGCUGCUACAUUCAUGAAAAGAAUUUUUGGCUAUAUUUAUAAGUAAAUUUUUUAAUCUAGUUUAUGGAUUGGUUUUGGAGUUCUUUGCCCACAGAAAGAUUAGAUACUAAGGGUUUGGUCUUGGUUUCUUGGAGUGCGUCGGCAAAAGAUACAGCGAUUCCUCUUUUAUUUCUGGAAUUUUCAGGAUAGUAUUGCAGGAAAAAAGCAAAACCUGCAAUCAAGCUAAGCUUUGGAAGGUUUUCACCCAGACCUCCAUCUCUUCUUAUGUCGGAGGUCACUGUAGUCACUUGCUCUUUCUGUUUUCCAAAAAAUAAUCCGAAGGUAAAUAUGGUAGGUAAGCAACUGGUCAACCAACAUUUUAUGCAAUUUAUGGCAAUCUUUAAAUGUUUUUAUAUAAUUUUGGUUCUAUCUCUGAAUGGUGUUAUCCCUCCACAACUUACUUGAUGCAGGCCUUUCUCCUUGGUUAAGUGCCUUUAAUUUGUUUUGUUCCCUCCUUUCCCCACAAAAUAUACUCAGAGGUCCUAAAGUGCUAGGAGGCAUUUGGGAGAACCUUUAACCUGCCAAGAUGACUUCAUGCUGUUAAAAUGAUUUUCCCUUCUGUAAUUAGUGUUCAAUGUGUGUAAUGUUAUAGCUGCUGUACCAUGGCAUUCAUUCUUAUGUGCUUGCUUUCACACAAAGCAGUAUUCUUACAAGUCCUAAUGAUCUGUCCGUUUUCUGUAGCGUUAAUGUUUACUGAUGAAGGCAAGCAUUCGCACAGAUGACAAUAUAUGUAUUUGAGCAACUGUAAGGAAGUGCUUGAUGGGAAACUAAUUGAGCUGUUCCACUGAUGUUAUAGGUUGUGAAGGAAAUUUUAAUGUUGUUCCAGUCCACUAAUGUAUAGAAUAUUGAGUAAUCUCAAACAGUCACUAUUAAAAUUUGAUACAACACCCUACACAAGAUAAAAAUAGAACUGAAUAAAAAUUUCAAAGGCCACAGAUUAUUCCAAGAGAAUUACUGGUUGCUAGUCUGAUACUAAAAUUCAUUUUGGCUUUGGCACCAUAAAUUAAUGGUUUACAGUGACAUAAUUAAAACAUCAGCUACAGUUAUCCUUUCCAUUUGACUCUACUCCUGCCCCCUUUCCAUCAGGAAACCUGUAUGCAAGGUUGUACUGAUGUUCCUGAACUUUCUGCAGUUGCAUACAUUUGGGCCAUUUUUUAAUUGUUACAUCCUUCUAGUUUCAACCCUCGAUGUUCCCAUGCAACUAAGCCAAUAGUGUGUGGGCAUGGGAAGAAAGUGACAGCCCCAUUACAUGAUUACAGUUGAGUCCAACCUCUGGUCUGAGGGUACCAGUGUUGUAUUUAUGCUGGAGUUGGGAUACUUGCACUCAGUCUUAGGGGCCUUGUGCCUGUUCAGUGGCUCAAAGAAUUGUAUCAGUAGAUAGCUUAUCUGAUGACAGUAGUGACUGAAUUUUCUAAAUUUAAAACUGUAGUUUUCCUAUGCACCAAAUACAAAGAGAGCUUCCUUGCUUUACUCGGAUACACAACUUUACAUCUGUGUCAGAAUGAGCUCUUUUCAGGAGUUAUUCUUUGUACAUACAGGUAAGGCGUGAAGAAGAAAAUGGGACUGCAUCAUCUAACCACAGCUCUUGUGCCAAUAUUCUCACUGGCCACACCCCAUACCUCUAUAGACUUGGAGGCCCGGGACAUGCCAAUGAGUACAUCCACAUGGGGCCAUGGCUAGUGACUGUGAUCCCAUUGAACCUACCAUGUCUUUGCUGUACACAGGAGGCAUAACAUCUGUAUAGGGUUCUUGUUACAACAGAAUCUUGCUAUAGGUAGCAAAUUUGCUAAAUAGCAGCAAAAUAGUUUUAUGCAAAGAAUCACAGCAAGGUUUCACUUCUUAAUGUCAAGACUUUUUUUUUUUUUUUUACAAAGCCUACUACUGUAAAUUAAUGAACUGUGAGAAUUGUAAAAGAUGCAACCUAGCAAUCAAGACAACUAAUCAUGCAUUUUAAAGCUUGUUAUAUAUUUGCAAAUUUUUAAUCUGGGUAACUUUAACAGUAUACUACUUAAGGUUCUACUAUUUCUUGAAAACAAAUUUAAGUUGCAUUCUGCCUAACAUCAAUCUUGAAUGGAUGAUUGAGCAUUCUGAAUAAUGCUGAAUUGUGCUAUAUCUAAAAUAGCCACCUGUUCAAGUAAAGGUGUUCAGGAGAAAUGUGGCUGAGGGAGAUGUACGAGUCAUGAGUUAGCAUUGCUCUGAUUGUGGUGCAAAUGUGAGAGGACUGUCCUUUCUCUAGCCAAUAAUAAUGAGUUUUAAUAAACUUCCAUUUAGUAAGACGAAAAAUCCUUUUUAGGAAGGAAGAGGUGGGCCAUCAUGCUGUGUGUGAUUUGUUUAGAGGAGUAACCAGAGCUAUGGCCUAAAAUUAAGGACUUCAAGCAAUUUGGAAAGAAUGAGCAUUCCCUUCGCCCUUAACUGAAUUUCAUCUAAUUCAAUAAGUCUCUCAAAAUUGUCAUUCUCUCUGGGUGGAGAUGAUAGAAACAUCAAGAUACAGAAUUAAUGUAACAGUCCAUAAUCCUUUCCUGAAUCCUCCUCAGGACUUCUUUGCUCAGCGUUUGCCCCCAACAGUUUCUACCAAACUUUGGUAGUUGGAAUUUUAAAGGCGCUUUGAGACAAAGCUAAAGAACCACCUGGACACUGCCCACUCCCCCUCUGCUCCAGUAAAUGCUACAUCUAUGUUGAGACCAUCUCCAAUCCUUUCCCCUAACUCAGUUAUGUUUUCCUUGGUCAUAGCAAAAAAUCAGGGCACUGUGUUUUAGUGUCGCCUUACAAUAAAUGUUAUAUUGUGUCUUUGUUCCAUGAAACAAAAAUUAAUUUCUGAAGUUUCCUCCCACCCUCAUGCUAAUCUGUUAAUCAUUCUAAUGCUGUUGACAUCAUAUAGGCAGUGCACUACAUCUGACUCUACUUCAGUUUAAGAACUGAGGCUUUUUCACUCAGUGUACUGACAUGUAACAGUAAAGAUACUUAAGUAUUUUUGACUGCCCAGCAUAAAAAUAAGCUGGGAGAAACUAGCAAACUCAUCACAAACAAAAUGAUAGAAUGGCACUCAAAGUUUAUUUAAUGGUGACUUCUUUUCAGCACUAGUCAGUUUCAUGUUGAGCCUUCCCACCCACCCCAACCCCAUAAAGCCUUAGUUCUAUUAGUAAGCAGUUAAACUAUGCAUAAAACUAGACUUCAUGUUCCAGUAUCCUACUUCUCCCCCUUCUGAUGCAAUGUCUACCCAAAGAAACAUGACAAAGCUUUUUGAAUGUGUGUACCACAUAAAUAUUUUUGUAACAUGGAAAUUUAAACACUAAAUAAUGAGCAGCAACAUUUUUCACAAGUAGAAAGUUCCUGUCAUGAGACUUCAUGGCUUAUGGGGGGAUACUCAAAUAUGAUGGUGUUACGCUUCAAUUAGCAUAAUCAAAUAUGCAGACACAAAAUAGAUAUCUGAGAGUAAAAUUUCUCUCUACUAUCAAAUGAAAUUUAGUAAAAUUUACAAUUGAUUGAAUACCUCACCUGUACACAGAGACAUGUCAGUUAAACUGGAUCUCUCUCUAGACGGAACUUCCUUUUGAAUUUAAGCUAACUUGGGAUCCUCAUCUUUCUGCCUCCUCUUGCACCCUUCAGUAUUAGACCUUCUACAGAUUUGAUAAUUCAGACUCAGAUCUAAGCUCCCUGAUAUGGCAAAUGCUGCACUUUUUUGCAUACAUUCUCAGUGUUGGGAGUAGAUUUAAGUUAAAAUAUUUGGACUGCAAGCUAGCAGAAAGUCAGUUACAUUUGUUUUAAGAAUAUACUCAUCUUCAAAAGCUGCUGAGCACAGCUACAUUGUUAGCAUUAAGAACUAACCUCCCUAUUUUUGUUUUCCCACACAGUACCUGGAUAUUACAUUGCAUUGUUAAAAUCUUUGUCUAGUAUCUUCUAGGUUAGAAGAUGCUGUCUAUACUUGGGCAUCGGUGUGGUUAUAAAUAUGAAACACUAAGCUGAAACUCUUCAUUCCAGAGCAUAAGAUACUUCCCCUAACAAUGGGAUUCAAUCAAUGGUAGAGCUUCCAAGUUUUUAAAAGCUAGCUAUUUUAUUGUACUACAAAUACUCCCAGUGAAAGGGUUCAGUAUUAUCUGUGGUUGCUUUUCCCCCUCACUUUUCUACCUAACAUUCGGAAGGAAAGUCAGCCUUUAAUAUCUGGCUGGCUACACUCUUGAAUAUAAGGCUAUACAAAAUGAAGAGCAAGGAGACUUCCACAUGGCUAGCUCACUGUUUUGACAAAAUUGACACGUGUACUUUUAAAAGAACAAAAAAAUACCGCAGAUUUUGUGUGGCCCUCAUUAAUGAUACAAAACUCUCCUUAUUGGGUAGUGGUGCUAUAAUAAACCAUACUUAGAUGCAUCUGAAGCAGUCAUUCUGUUCUGUAUUUAACUUGGUUCCACAUGAGGGCUUUACUAAGUGUCUGAAUAUUCCUCGAGCUAGGGGAAAGCUUAUGGCAUGUGGAUAAAGUGCUCCACUAAACUUCUUAUGUAUGAUGUGUACUCUCCAUGCAACAAAUAUAUUAUAGUUCUAGUGAGUGGGGCUUGAGCCGGCAAACACAGCCACUUAAUUAGUGAUUGGUGCCAACUGCUUUCGGUUUUGCUUUUUAGGGAGAUGUGUUCUACUGACAUGAAGGGAUACUGAAUUUUAAAGAAAUGAGUUGAUCUUUUCCUCCUCUCUCAGACUGAAUCUGAACACAAUAUUUGAAUUAACUUUUUUGUAAUAAUCUCAGGACCUGAAAGAUUGUAGCAUAGUGUGUCUUAAAUGAUGUACUGUACCAGCCAUGAAUUUUGUAAAUACCUGUGUCUCCCUUUUUGUAUUUUUGUGUUUUAAAAAGUGUGUGAGGCUCCUUAUCAGAAGAACUGGUGCCUGCUUAGUUUCCAUCUGGAACUGGAGUAGGAAAAAGGGAAAACUGCUGCCUCAAAAAGCCUGCACCAGUUCUCAAUGUGCAUCUAGACCUGUUCAGUUUUAGAGAUGCAACUAACUGGGAAGCACAUGCUUUCCCUCCUAGCACAUUUUAUUGUGGUCUAGAUCUGAAGAAUGAAAUGGAGAAUAAGGUGUACUUGUUCCAAAACCUCAUUGCUUCAUAUCUCUAUAUGAGUGUUAUUUUGUUUCACUGGCCUGCCUUUGAGGUCUAGGAAUAACUUCCUUGGUUUCAUUUUUCCAAAUAGGGUGCAGAAUUUUAUUUUUUGGCAACAGACUUCCUCUGAGAAUCCAACUGUAGCUAGCUAGCAGAUAUCUGAUCUGAAGUGGGAGCCUUGUUCAACUGAGUGUAGAUGUACCUGUCCUUAAGUGUGGCAGGACCUUCAUGAGUGUUUUUAUUUUGUAUGUGUCAUGUGUCUGUGCUGUAUUAAAUAAAGAGGAAUGUACAUAAAAGCC
Messenger RNA from Hemicordylus capensis (graceful crag lizard), 13526 nucleotides. RefSeq names its product ubinuclein 2 (gene UBN2). The transcript has 18 exons. The record is from RefSeq and is a predicted model, not a curated record. NCBI's taxonomy places the organism in Eukaryota, Metazoa, Chordata, Lepidosauria, Squamata, Cordylidae. Bases 61 to 4113 code for a protein of 1350 amino acids. Gene Ontology annotation, cellular component: nucleus.